AUGAACAGCAACUGGGCCGACUUGACCAAGAUCACCUUCAAUACGCGCGGGGCGAACUUCGCCGGCCAGUUACAGGGCUCGGCCAGUAAUGGGCGCUACCUGUCCUUCACCUUCUCCACGACGGGCUACCAGAACAUCAACCUCGAUCUCGACUACCGCUUCCUGAGCGGCGGCUUCGGCACCUUUGAAGUGCUCACCACCACCGACGGUACCAACUUUGUCUCGCGCUCGACCUACACCACCGCCUUGACCACAUUCGAGGCGGUCAGCAUCGACCUCUCCGCCCGGACCGAGCUCAACAACGCGGCCUCGGUCGAGGUGCGGCUGGUGUUCAGCGGCGCCACCACCACCAACGGCUUGUCGCGGAUCGAUGAUGUCCUCUUCUCCGGCAGUGUCAUCCCGUCUACCUCGCCCACGCCGUCGCCCACGCCCUCCACCACGCCCUCCAACACGCCGUCCAACUCACCGUCGCCCUCGAGCUCGCCGUCGCACUCGCCCAGCCCGUCGCCGUCGCCCGUUAUCAGCUUCGUGCAAUGGACCUACUCUGAGGCCACGGCGGUCGACGCUGCUCAAAUACCGCUCCCGCUCGCCGCCUCGGUCGGCCCCGGCAACAUGACCAGCGACUGGGCCGACCCGACCCGGAUCACCUACAACUCGCGCAACGCGGGGGGCUUCGCGUGUGAUUUCAAGGGUCAGGCGAGCAACGGGCGCUACCUGGCCUUCACCAUCGACUCGACGGGCUACCAGCGCGUCGUACUCAGCCUCGAAUACAGAUACACGUCGCUCAACGGCUUCGACACGUUCGACGUGCAAACCUCGACCGACGGCACCAACUACGCCACUCGUUUCAGCUACACCGCGGCCGAGGCCGGCUUUGUUGGGGUCACUGUAGAUCUGAGGGCCCGCAGCGAGCUCGACAACACAGCCUCGGCCGAGGUGCGGCUGGUCUUUAGCGGCGCCACCACCACCAACGGCGGUUCGCGGAUCGACAGUGUCGUGUUCGGCGGCGAAGCCCUCCCGUCCCCGUCGCCCAGCCCCUCGCCCAGCCCGUCGGUCACCCCGUCGCCCUCCAACUCGCCCUCGAACACGCCGUCCCCGUCGUCGUCCAACACGCCCUCCCCCUCGCCCACGCCGUCGCCCUCUAAUACGCCGUCGCCUUCAAGCACGCCGUCGCCGUCCAACACGCCGUCGCCGUCCAACACGGCUUCGCCUUCAACCACCCCGUCGCCAUCAAACACUCCGUCGCCUUCCAACACACCGUCGCCGUCCAACACGCCUUCGCCGUCCACCACUCCAUCGCCGUCCAACUCGCCGUCACCUUCCAAUACGCCCUCACCGUCAAACACCCCUUCGCCGUCCAACACGCCGUCGCCGUCCACCACUCAAUCGCCGUCCAACACGCCCUCUCCUUCAACCACACCGUCGCCGUCGAACACUCCCUCGCCUUCGUCCACCAAUUCGCCGCCGAACUCGCCCUCGCCGUCCAACACGCCCUCGCCUUCGUCCACCAAUUCGCCCGUGCCCUCCAUCACGCAGUCACCCGCGAACUCGCCCACAUCGUCGCCCUCUAGCAUGCACUCGCCUUCGAGCUCACCCACACCUUCGUCCACCACAUCGCCUACGUCGUCGCCCAGCCAGACGCCCACCACGAGCCCCAGCAUCUGCCUGGCCACCACCCUGCGCACCAUCACCACCGACGAGGCCAACGCUCGUCAGUAUGUCAGGAAUUUCCUCUUCUUGGGCCUCAGCGGCGUCGCGCCGGCAUACGUCGAGAGCCAGAGCCAGCCGGACAGGUUGGCCGCCUGCCGAUACGAGGCCGACGGCGUACCGCUCGCGACAGGCUUCGCCGGGCGCAAGGCCAGCGCCGAAGACCCCACCACCAUCCGCACGCGGUUGAGCGUGGCCAGCGUGCCGUGUCCAGUGGUGUCGAGCUACGUCGAGCUGAACUUCACCGGGUCGGCGGUCGACGCGGUGCUCCAUUGGCGCGAGGUGAGCGUCGACGUGCUGGGAACGACCACACACUUUGGCGUGGGUGUGUGGAACCAGCCGGGCGGCGACGGGGCGGCCACGUUGGUUGUGUCGCUGGUGCGGGUGGGAAACAACUUGGGGGCCUGUCCACCCAACAAUCUGCCCGACUUCUACUAA
Messenger RNA from Acanthamoeba castellanii str. Neff, 2145 nucleotides. RefSeq lists its product as uncharacterized. Bases 1 to 2145 code for a protein of 714 amino acids. The record is from RefSeq and is a predicted model, not a curated record. NCBI's taxonomy places the organism in Eukaryota, Discosea, Longamoebia, Acanthamoebidae. The transcript has a single exon.